CCACGUGUACCCGGUGGCGGACCAACUAGGCUUAACGCGUUGUCGUGGCCCACGCGUUUUAUCAGUAAUCAGUGGUCACUGAUAUCACUGAUAAUCACUGAUGCGUCGCCGGUGAAGCUCUUGGUUCUGUUGAGUUUCUGUGCGGCAUGUCAAAUCUUCGAUUCACAAUGAGAUACAAGCUCUGUGUCGCACUGAUUCUUUUUUCUGUUUUAAGCUAUGUCGCUUGUCAAUAUAGGACAAAAAACAACCAAGGGACCUCCUUGGCAGAGCGCGUGCAGCAAUUAACAGAGAUGGCUAUGAAAAAAUCUGUACUGAAAUUCAAUGGAUCGAAAUUUAAACAGUACAUUAAAUCCCCUCCAAGGAAUUAUUCAGUUAUAGUCAUGUUUACCGCUAUGGCACCUCAGAGACAAUGUCAGAUUUGCAGGCAUGCCAACGACGAAUUUACAAUAGUAGCUAAUUCCUUCCGAUAUUCUCCGUUAUACUCCAACAAAUUAUUCUUCGCCUCUAUCGACUUUGAUGAAGGAUCAGAUGUCUUUCGGUUGAUGAAAUUGAAUACUGCUCCAGUAUACAUGCAUUUCCCACCUAAAGGUAAACCAAAAGCUGCCGACACUAUGGAUAUCCAGAGAGUAGGGUUUGGUGCGGAAGCAAUAGCGAAAUGGAUUGGUGAACGUACAGAUAUUCAGAUCCGAGUAUUUAGACCACCAAAUUACUCUGGUACAGUAGGAUUAGGAAUGCUCGUGGUUAUUGUUGGAGGCGGCCUGUAUCUUAGACGUAACAACUUGGACUUUAUUUAUAACAAAAAUCUCUGGGGAUUCCUCGCUUUAUUCUUUGCCAUAAAUAUGACUUCUGGACAAAUGUGGAAUCAUAUCAGAGGGCCACCUUUUAUUCAUAAAUCACCAAAUGGCAAUGUAGCUUAUAUUCAUGGAUCUUCUCAAGGACAAUUUAUAGUAGAAACCUAUAUUGUCAUGGUUAUGAAUGGAGCGGUGGUAUUAGGAAUGAUCUUAAUGACUGAGGCUGCAGCUCGUAAAGGAGACGUUAAGAAACGCAAAAUAUUAGCUGUGAUAGGUGCAGGAUUAGUCGCAAUUUUCUUUAGUCUCCUUCUAUCAAUAUUUAGGAACAAGGCUCAGGGUUAUCCAUAUAGUUUACUGUUUAAGUAACUAAAUAAAUCAAGUAACUAAAAAGAUAUCUUCAUACACUAUUCAUUUGAAUGAAGAGUUUUUGGGAGUUUGAUGUGAAAAAACUAGGAAGAUUUUUUUACAAAUAAAAAGUAAAGUUAUAUUGUUAUAAAUGUUGUAUCAUGUUCAUUAUAUUAUAUAUGUAAUAUACAAAUACUUAAUACUAUUGUACAAUAAAGCAGUAGUAUAUGGAAA
Molecule: messenger RNA, 1370 nt
Organism: Monomorium pharaonis (pharaoh ant)
Lineage: Eukaryota; Metazoa; Arthropoda; Insecta; Hymenoptera; Formicidae
Gene: Ostgamma
Product: tumor suppressor candidate 3
Exons: 8
Coding region: 147-1157 (336 amino acids)
Cellular component (GO): oligosaccharyltransferase complex
Source: RefSeq, a predicted model, not a curated record